GUAGAAGCCCGUUAUACAGAUAAGACGGGAGUUAACGUUAUUGGGGCUACUGGCCAAUAUUCGCUAUCACUUAUCGGUGUCAUUACUUGCUAAGGAUCACGUAUCUGUAACAAGGGAUCACCAACCUGACAGCUACCAACCAACGACACAGAACAGAUAUAUAUCCGACACACACACGCGGAAGAAUCUGCCAGCUAAAAGGCACAAUCCCAUCAAACUGCCAGCUCCAUCCGGUCCGCAAAACAUGCAUAUCGCCAUUCUCACAUUUGAUGGCUAUAAUGAGCUUGACUCGCUAAUCGCGCUCGGCAUACUUAAUCGUCUCUAUCGAGACGACCUUCGCAUCUCCAUCGCCAGCCCUACACCAAGAGUCCGUUCUAUGAAUGGCGUCGUCGUCGAGGCUAUGGCCACUCUUGAAGACGCGUGCACUGCCGACGCCGUGAUUAUUGGCAGUGGGUCUAAGACGCGCGAGAUCAUCGACGACGCUCAGGUUAUGGCAACUCUGCGGGGUCUGAACCCAGAGCGUCAGCUUAUCGCCGCGCAGUGCUCCGGAACCCUAAUCGCAGCGAAACUCGGCCUCCUUGACGGCGUCCUGGCGUGCACAGACGAUGUUACUAAGCCUUGGGUUAUAGCCGCAGGGGUUGAUAUUGUAAAUAAACCCUUCUGUGUCAGUGGAAACGUUGCUACUGCUGGUGGAUGCCUCGCCUCUCAAUACCUUGCUACCUGGCUCAUGCGUCGACUAUUCGGUACUGAAGCUGCGAUAGCCGCCCUGCGGUACGUCGUUCCAAUAGGAGAACAAGACGAUUACAUUCAAAGGGCUCUCCGAAACACUGAGCAGCCGCAGAUCCUUGACAGCGAGCUAUCCUCUGUACUCAGCAAUCCGCUCCCUCAGCGGGUAAAUGGUAGUUUUGAAGCGGAUCCAGAGCGCGUGGCUUCCGGCAAGUAUCCCAACAUCACAGUUUAAGCCAAGCUAGUUUAGAGGGUUGUAACUUUGUAAUCGAGACUGGAAUAUAAGAUAUAGUGUCAGAAUACCUUUAUGUAGCUGUUGCCGGUAUCCUCUGUAUACUCUUUGAAACAUAUAAUUCAAGCCACCAUUAAAGCUCUCAUGGUUGUCAUUUUCCAUUCGUUGGCACCAGGCUGCUGAGGGGGGAUGCGAAAAUGAUUCGUUUGCUGUAAUAAAUUGACUUGGCGCU
[Torrubiella] hemipterigena is the source of this 1190-nucleotide messenger RNA. NCBI's taxonomy places the organism in Eukaryota, Fungi, Ascomycota, Sordariomycetes, Hypocreales, Clavicipitaceae. The record is from the annotation of a GenBank genome assembly.